Molecule: messenger RNA, 453 nt
Organism: Dichomitus squalens LYAD-421 SS1
Lineage: Eukaryota; Fungi; Basidiomycota; Agaricomycetes; Polyporales; Polyporaceae
Exons: 1
Source: RefSeq, a predicted model, not a curated record
AUGCCCCAACUCGCCUCUACCUACCGUGCUGUCCCCGAAGACGUCCCCACCCCCCAGUGGUUCCUCGACCACGACUUCCACCUCUCCUUCCUCCACCUACCCGGCAAUGAAAUUGCCGGAUACGGCCAGACCUCCCAACGUCAAUACAUUGGGUGGCUCCUCCUCCAACCCAGCCCAGAAUUGCGCAACGUCCUGGAAUGGCGAUUUCGGGACGCCCCGCCCGCCAGUCACGCCUGGGCCAUCUACGGCGAGUCGGUCGUCACCCUCACCCACCUCCGGACCCUCGACUGGGACGUCGGCGAGAUCACCGACCCAUCUGGCCAACGACGGGCCUACGACACUGUCUCCCAGCUGCGGGCCACGACGAUCGCCAUGUCCGACCACGCUUUAGAUAUCGUUUGCGCCCCUCAUCAUCUUUUCCUCAUCGCUGACCUCGUCAACCACAUAGAGCAG